Molecule: messenger RNA, 999 nt
Organism: Orbilia oligospora ATCC 24927
Lineage: Eukaryota; Fungi; Ascomycota; Orbiliomycetes; Orbiliales; Orbiliaceae
Exons: 3
Coding region: 1-999 (332 amino acids)
Biological process (GO): cell wall mannoprotein biosynthetic process; GDP-mannose biosynthetic process
Cellular component (GO): cytoplasm
Molecular function (GO): mannose-1-phosphate guanylyltransferase (GTP) activity; GTP binding
Source: RefSeq, a predicted model, not a curated record
AUGAUCUUGCACCAAGUUGAAGCCCUAGCUGCAGCUGGUGUCACGGAUAUCGUCUUGGCUGUAAACUACCGCCCAGAUGUUAUGGUUGCACAUUUAAAGAAGUAUGAGGAGCAAUACAACGUCAAAAUCACAUUCUCCGUCGAGAACGAGCCAUUGGGCACAGCUGGUCCUCUAAAACUUGCCGAAGAAAUCCUCGGAAAGGACGACAAGCCUUUCUUUGUCCUGAACUCUGAUGUCGUCUGUGAUUACCCGUUCCAACAGCUCGCCGAUUUCCACAAGACACAUGGCGAUGAAGGUACCAUUGUUGUCACCAAAGUUGAAGAGCCAUCGAAGUAUGGUGUCGUGGUCCACCAACCGGGUCACCCCACAAGAAUAGAUCGUUUCGUCGAGAAACCAGUCGAGUUCGUUGGAAACCGAAUCAAUGCUGGAAUUUAUAUCCUCAACCCAUCUAUCCUCAAUAGAAUAGAGUUGAGGCCAACAUCUAUUGAACAAGAGACUUUCCCAUCCAUGACUCGAGAUGGCCAGUUGCAUUCCUUCGACCUAGAAGGCUUCUGGAUGGACGUGGGGCAACCAAAGGAUUUCUUGUCUGGCACCUGUCUGUUCCUUUCUUCGCUGACAAAGAAGGGCUCGAAACUUCUAACGCCGGCCACCCAACCCUUCGUUCAUGGUGGAAACGUCAUGAUUGAUGCUUCUGCUAAGAUUGGAAACAAUUGCAGGAUAGGACCUAACGUCACUAUCGGACCUAAUGUUGUUAUUGGCGAUGGCGUCCGAAUUCAGAGAUCGGUGGUCCUCGAAGGUUCGAGGAUUAAAGAUCACGCCUGGGUCAAGAGCACUAUCGUCGGGUGGCACGGCACGGUCGGAAAAUGGGCCAGAUUAGAAAAUGUCACCGUCAUGGGAGACGAUGUUACAAUUGCUGACGAAGUUUACGUCAAUGGUGGUUCCAUUUUGCCUCACAAGACUAUUAAGGCUAAUAUUGAUGUCCCUGCCAUUAUCAUGUAG